CCUGAUGCGGCUGCUGGCAAAUGUCAGCUUCACCGCAUUCUGAGCGGCCUCGGGUCUAUGAUCGUGGGGAUCCUCUUGUUCCUCUCAAGGAUAGAUUGGCUCCAAGCACAAGAAUGUCCGAGCUUAAUGGUGGACAGAGAAAAUAUCAACCCUGCGAUGACCUGUGGUGUGCCCUGUCAACUCAUGGAACUCAGCUUGGCAGAUCAGUGCAGGUUUGAUGUCUCUGGUUGUGGAGAGAACGUGCCCGCUGGGACAUCUUGCCCUAUCGCUUGCCGAAGCCCUUUUGCAGGGGAGGCUGCGCCGGCCUCCUGUCCUCCUGGAAAUACCGAUCCCUCAACACCUGUGGAAUGGACCGCCCCGGAUUGCGACUUGUUCGCCAGCGACUGCCCUAUCUUGAUGGACCUCCCUGAGGCUUAUCUAGAAGUUGAAGGAGGUGGCUACACCUGCGCCGAAGGUUUUGCAGGAACUGCGGUGGCCAGGUGUGUUCCGGAUGAGGAGUGCAAGAGCAGCUUACAAUGGUUUGGAUGCGAACAAACCGCGGCCUGUGCACCGCCUCUGAAUUUGAUCGGUUGCUUGUUGGACGUGAUGCAAUGUAGCGAGGUAAAACCCGGUGGAAGUUGCCCAGUGAGUUGUCGUUUCCCUUACACGGGCUGGUCUUCGGUGGCUGUGUGCCGACCCGAUAACGUUGACGAAGAGGUGGGAUUGUUGGUGGUGGAACCUCAGUGCACCCUGACAUGUGAAGAUCCACCAAAUGAACCGGAAGGAUAUGUGAAAGUUUCCACUGGCAAUGGCUGGGCCUGCGCCCCGGGCUAUGGGGGCGAUGCCCAGUGGGAUUGUGUCAUUGAUUCGGUGUGUGCGUCCAAAAAGGUCCUCUCUGGCUGUAGCUUAUUGGCGCGAUGUAUUUUGCCAGAGGUCGAAAACGCCUGCAUGUACGACUUCACCCGCUGUAUCGGCGAAGCCGCCAGUCCUGGCAGAUCGUGUCAGGUGCACUGCAAGCAACCGUACCAAGGCAACACCAAUGCUAGCUGCCCCAAUGGGAACACCAACCCAUUGCGCCAGCUCAGUUGGGAGGAACCCAACUGCCAAAUUGCAUGUGCCGAAGUGGCCGAUGUUCCGGUGGGUUAUUUGUCCCAUCCCUACAUUCGAGUCUUUGGUGGUUGGCAAUGCACCGAUGGCUAUGCGGGUGUGCCUUCCAUUUCCUGUGCCACGGAUGGCAACUGCAAUCCUCAGCUGCGAUUUUCGGGCUGCAACGCCCUGUUGCCCUGUGAACCUCCUAUCCUGUCGCAGGGGAAGCUGUGCGCCUUUCAACACACCUGCAUCUCGGUCCGCUCCGGGGACUCCUGUGAAGUCACCUGUCGUGCCCCGUAUGUUGGUGGGGUGGCCUUUGCUACCUGCCCUCCCAACAACACCAUUGUGGGUCGGGAGCUGGUCUGGGACGAGCCCAAUUGCAACCUACAGUGUCCCAUGCCGGACCCCGUGCCUGCCGGCUAUCUUCCCGAUGGGAUCGAUAUGACUGGGAAGCAGAAAUGGACCUGUGCAUCGAGAUACGAGGGAAUUCCAGAUGUCAAAUGUGACAUCGGAGACGACUGUGUGGCGGCUUAUAUAUUUGAAGGCUGUGUGCCUCAGACCUCUUGCCGCCUCCCUGACGACGUGCCUUGCUCGGUGGACUUCUCUCAGUGUCUCAACGUCUUCGCCGGCGACAGCUGCGAGGUCUCCUGCGGCCCCAGUUUCACGGGAAACGUCACCGAAGCCAGCUGUCAGGAGGGCAACACGGAUCCGAUGACACCCUUGGAAUGGACCUUCCCUGGAUGUGUCUUGAGUUGCCAGGAUCCGGUGAAUCCAGUGGGUUACAUCAAGACGCGCUUCAUGUGUGCGGCCAACCAUUCUGGCUAUCCGGAGUCGCUAUGUGCGGCGGAUUUCAAUGACCAGUGCAACCCCACGUACUCCUUCUAUGGCUGCAAUGAGGUCGUUCCUUGCGCAGCCCCGCGGCCGGGUGGAGGACGAACCCGACUGGCUUCGUACAGUGCAGAGGACCAACUUUGUAUGUUUGAUUUUUCUGACUGUCAACGAGUCCCCCCGGGCGGAAACUGCACAAUCCGCUGCGGCUCGGAUUAUGCUGGCAAAUCCACCGUUGCCUACUGUCCCUCGGACAACACGGAUCCCAAUGGGCAACUGGUCUAUUUGGAGCCCAAGUGUAGUCUGAAGCCCUGUGAGAUGCGGCCGCCACCGGGAUAUGUGGAAACUCCUUGCGGCUGGGAGUGCGAUAGCGGCUACAUUGGAGAUGUGAAUUGGUAUUGUGCUGCUGUUGGAAGGGAACCUGGGCGCUGCCGAUCCGAACUGAUCAUCAGUGGCUGCACUUUGACUGUACAAUGUGCUCCACUAAUGGUGAAUGAUACAUGCAGGAGCAAUGCUUCACAGUGUACUGCGCUGCAACCGGGUCAGGGCUGCAACAUCACCUGUGCUGAACCUUACACUGGAGGACAAGGUGAGAAUGCCACCUGGGCUUACUGUCCUGGUAGCACUACGAAGCAAGGGCAACAGCCACUUUGGGGGACUCCAAUGGAAGAAUGGGCCCUCGACUGUGAGAUCGACUGCGAGUUUCCGAACCCCAUCCCUUUAGGCUACAUCUUUCAGGCUGGGGUCUGGGGCUGCGACACCGCCAAUCAGUACAGCGGACAGGCACUUGGAGAAUGUGUGGUGAACGAGACCAAUUGCGAGCCCACUUUCGUGUUAUCUGGCUGCUUUCCCACCACUCCCUGCGAUUUUCCAGCGAUCGAUUCGUGCCAAUACGAUGUCACGGACUGCCCCACUGGACAGAUGCUCUCAGGAACCUCAUGUCAGGUGAAAUGUAAGUCGCCCUAUAUGACUCCCUUGGGUGAAGCUCAUGGUUCCAUUGAAUGUCGGGAUCCGAACAUCGAUCCUAAAGGUGCCAUCUGGACCCCACCGAGCUGCAUUUUGGGAUGUUCUGAGCCAUCGUCUCAGACUGGAUAUCGCAACGUCUUGGGUGAAUGGCAGUGUGCCGAUGGAUAUGAUGGACCAGGAGCGAUUUGGUCUGAAUGCAUCGUCGACCCCGAAUCUUGCGUUGCCUUUCCUCGACUUUUUGGAUGCCAACCCUUUGUUCAGUGUGCCAAUCCGGAGUUGACACCCGAACAGAAGUGUACCGUCGACUUAACAGGCGGAUCUUGUUUGGACCUGCAACCAGGGCAGGUUUGUACCGUCUACUGCCAGGGUCCCAACUACUUUGGUGAUCAGCUCGGUGCUGGAUGUCCCGCAACCAAUUUGGAUCCCACCAAGGUCAUCAAUUGGCUGCCUCCCACCUGUUACUGCAGGGAGCCAGUCCCACCACCUGCCGGUUAUCUGCUGGGUUCGGCACCCAACACCUACACCUGUGCGCCUGGCUAUUACGGCCGGGCCAACUAUCGCUGCGUUGUUGACACCACGACUUGCGAACCCAUCAUCACGAUGACGGGAUGCAACUUAUUGGCGCAAUGUGCGAAGCCUCGGGUGGAUGAUUACGAGCUCUGCAAGCUGGACUUCAGCGAAUGCCAAGGUCCCAUUGGGCCCGGAGAGACCUGCAAUGUGACCUGCAACGAAGGCUUCAACGUGAACCUCAGUAACCCGGAGUGCCCCUGGGACAACACCGUGCCGGGCUACGAACCGCCCCUGGACAUUUAUUGUGGCGAAUACACCUGCGCACCUCCUGAAGUUUGGGCAACCUCCAAUCCUUUGCCAAAGGGCUAUGACGUUGGAACCUGGCGUUGCCAGAAUGGAUACCGAGGCUCUGUUUCGACCAGGUGCAUGCAGUCUGAUGAAUGCGGCGGCACCCUCCAGCUCUCAGGCUGCGUAGCCCUUCAGCCCUGCUCGCUGCCACGGCUGAUGGGUCGCGAUUUAUGCCGCUGGAACUUCUCGGAGUGCGAGGACACGGCCUCAGGAAGUUUCUGUGGCAUGCAAUGCUCUCCACCGUUUUCAGGUCCGGGGGGACAAGCCUUCUGCCCCCCCGACAAUGCAGAUCCCGCCACUGAGCUGGUCUUUGUUGAGCCCGACUGUUCGCUGCAAUGUCCCGAUCCUGACCCAGUUCCACCGGGCUAUGUGAAGUUGGAUUGUGGAUGGACCUGUGCUAACGGCUAUGACGGCCGACCCCAAGAAGAGUGUGAUGUGGAUGACCAGUGCCAACCACGCCUGACGCUUCGCGGCUGCGAACGUGAGGAGAACUGCAUUUUGCCUCCGCUUGGAUCCUUCGAUAUUUGUCGAUUCGACUUUGCCUGCACAGCCGACACCCCUCCGGGCUCCUCCUGCACGGUGAAGUGCCGCGCGCCCUUCGCGGGUGCCGACUUCAUGGCGGAAUGCCCAUCGGGCAACACCAUCCCGCAGUUUCCCUUGGUGUUUGAUCAGCAACUCUGUAGCUUGACCUGUCCAACACCCGAGCCGAUCCCACGGGGCUAUGUGAAAAUCAAUGGCACCUGGAGCUGUUCCGAAGGUCAUGUGGGACAGGCAGAAUCCAGUUGUGUUCAGCAGGAUGGUUGUGGCGAACCCAAGCUGAUGCUGAAGGGCUGCGAUGAAAACGUGCCUUGCGCGCCGCCCCAGCUUCGCCCGUGUGAACACGAAACCACCUGUGGUGGGGCUCUGGCACCAGGCGCGAGCUGCAGCAUCAGUUGCAAGGCUCCCUUCGAGGGUAACCAAAGCAGUACUGCCAGGUGUCCCAAUCCCAACACUCAACGAGGUGGACAGGCAGAUUGGGAGGAACCAGACUGUUUCUUGGUGUGUCCCCAGAUGGAUCUGAGAUCGCUGCCCGCGAAUUAUACAUCCGAGGGCUCGUCCGUGGUGUGCGCGGAGGGAGCCGUUGGGAUGGCGGAAGUGGAAUGUCGCAUUGAUCCGCAGACGUGCCGAGCAUUUUGGCACUUCUCAGGCUGCUUGAUGCUGCAGCCAUGUGUGGUACCCUUGGUGGACAGAUGUCGGACAGAUGUUGGAAACUGCACGGAAGUGUAUCCAGGAGAGUUUUGCAUCAUGUCAUGUCAGGGAGACUUCGUUGGAGGGGAAGUCAUGGGCAGAUGCCCUCCUGAGAACACCAACGCCGGCCAGCCGCUUCAAUUCGACCAGAAUCUGGUCUGCGGUUGUCCUCCCCCAGCGGCCAAAGCGGGAUACGAGUUGGUCUCGAUCGCCAGCGAUCGCGAUGGCGGCAACUGGAAAUGUCGAGACACUGGAUGGACUGGCACUGCGGAAGUCACUUGCAACAUCGACCCUGAGACUUGCGAAACGACCGUGUUGCUCUCCGGCUGUGUGGCGCUGCACAACUGUAGCGCGCCGGAUCCCGGAUACUGGGCGCAUCCGGAGGACUGUCGCCAGGUCCCCGCGGGGGAGAGCUGCGAAGCGCGCUGCGCAGACUCGGAGUGUGUUGCGGGGGGACCGUUGAUCUUCACAUGCCCUGCUGAAAACAUCGACAUGACAUCGCCAGCUGUAUGGCUUUCUGGCACCUGCCGGAUCCGUUGUGAGGUCUGCCGCACCAGAACCUUCAUCGACACCGAUGCCCGGCCUGGUUGGAUGGCUGGUACCCUGCAGUUUGGGGAGGCGCACGCCAGUGGGAAGAUGCCGGUGCAGGGCAUCCAGGGCUAUCGGGUCUUCAUGGCGGAUGACUGCGGGGAACAGGUGGGUCCAACCUUGGGCUACGUGACCCGCAGUGAGAAGUUGUACAGUUGCUGUGCCGCCACGGCCUAUUCCCUGCCGUUGGGUCCCCUGGAGCUGCCAGCCACUGCGGUGGCCUUUCGGAUCGCCAUCAACACCAGCGGCGCCGGGGAGCUGCCCUAUGGGGCACCCGUGCUCUACAGCGAUCGAACGGAGACGGAGGUGAUGUCCACAUUGAAACCCAUCACAAACUCAUGUCCAGUGAGACGCUUGUGGCUGCUGACUGUCGUCUUGCUCAGCUUGAUGAAUUGAGUUGGCGAAAAUGGUUGGUUGUUUCGGUGUGUCUCAAUCUGGUUGGUUGGUAU
This is a messenger RNA of Cladocopium goreaui, 5984 nucleotides long. Lineage: Eukaryota; Dinophyceae; Suessiales; Symbiodiniaceae. The record is from the annotation of a GenBank genome assembly.